Molecule: messenger RNA, 4862 nt
Organism: Chiroxiphia lanceolata (lance-tailed manakin)
Lineage: Eukaryota; Metazoa; Chordata; Aves; Passeriformes; Pipridae
Gene: DLGAP4
Product: DLG associated protein 4
Exons: 14
Coding region: 274-3342 (1022 amino acids)
Biological process (GO): signaling
Cellular component (GO): postsynaptic specialization; glutamatergic synapse
Molecular function (GO): molecular adaptor activity
Source: RefSeq, a predicted model, not a curated record
GAGCCGAGCCGGGCCCCCCGCCCAGCCCGCCGGGGCGCUGCGAGGAGCGGGCGCUGCCCCGCCGCGGGACCCCCACAGGCGGGCCAGGUCUUCAUGAGGGACAGCCCUGGAGCCCAGAGAGACGCAUGGUGCACAGGAUACUGAAUCUGGCCUAGUCCUCUAGCCCAGCAAGCUGUGAGAGGUACAGGAAAGUCUGCGGGGCAGCGGGGCCAGUGCUCCUGCGAGGAGUCUGCCGCACCGUCCCUGAGUGAUGGUCUGGGAAGCACUGGGACCAUGAAGGGUUUAGGAGAUAACAGAAGCCGCCACCUCUCUGAUAACCUGGACUCCCCUCAAGACUCUCUUUAUGCCCCCCAGGACAGGAACCCUUAUCUCCUCAGCCCCACCGACUCCUUCACCAUGGAUCCCCGAUUCCCAGCCCAGAACACGCUCCAUGGUGACUGUCUCCUUCCACUCAACAACCAGAUCUCCAACAGCAGCACUUUCCCCCGCAUUCAUUACAACUCCCACUUCGAGGUCCCAGAUGACAACCCUUUUCCGAGCCAUGCUCAAGCCACAAAGAUCAACCGCCUACCUGCAAACCUCCUUGAUCAGUUUGAGAAGCAGCUGCCCAUCCACAGGGAUGGCUUCAGCACCCUCCAGUUCCAGCGGAGUGACGCGAAGCACCGGAGCGAGAGCCCUGGGCGCAUCCGGCACCUUGUCCACUCUGUGCAGAAGCUCUUCGCCAAGUCCCAAUCUCUGGAGGGCCCCACCAAGGGCAACGUGAAUGGGAAGAAGGGGGCAGAUGACGCCAAGCAAAACCGGAGGAGCAAGAGCAAGGACCGAGCGAAAACCUCCGAGCCCAAGCGUAGGACCAGGUCCAAUAUCUCCGGCUGGUGGAGCUCAGAUGACAACCUGGACAGCGAUACCUGCAGCUACCGCAACCCCAUGGGGCUCAUGACGCUGGGCCGGCAGCCCGACCACAGCCAACCAAAGUACUUCAUGCACGCCUACAACACCAUCAGCGAGCACAUGCUGAAAUCCUCCAAGAGCAAUAACGACCUCAAAGUCACCCCUUGCACCAAUAUCCCCAUCAACAACGACUCCAACUACAUCAAGCGGGGCUCCUGGUCCACGCUGACGCUCAGCCAUGCCCGGGAGGUGUGCCAGAAGGCCUCCGCCACCAUUGACAAAGCCUUGCUCAAAUCCAAGUCCUGCCACCAGGACUUGGCCUACCACUACCUGCAGCCUGACGCAGGGCUGUGGGCACAGCUGGGUGGCACGAGCCCGGCCAGCAGCUGGGCAGCCCCACCACUCAGCUGGGAGGACACGGGUGCCCCGCUGCAGCCGAGCGAGCCCCCACAGAAGUGGGACCAGCCCCUCAGCCCCGGGCCGACCGACGCAGGCAGCACCCAGGUGCCUCAGGGGGAGUGGAACAACACGCUGUCCAGGGACAAGGACAGCGAGAUCCCGUGCCGGCGCAUGCGGAGCGGGAGUUACAUCAAAGCCAUGGGGGAUGAUGAUAGUGAAGACUCAGAAAACAGCCCCAAACCAUCCCCAAAAACUGCAGCUCGGAGGCAGAGUUACCUCAAGGCCACCCAACAGUCCCUGAGUGAGCAGAGCACCACACAAAGGAGCCUGGACCGCUUGGAUUCUGUCGAGAUCCUCCUACCUCCGAAGUUCCCAACCUGGGAGGAAGAAUACAACCAGAUCUCUGACAGCGUCAAUGAGUCCAGCUGCAUCAACCAGAUGUUUGGACCCCCCUCACUUAUCCCUCAGAUAUUUACCCAUGGAGAGCAGGCACCCGAGCCAGAGCUGGGGGAGCAGUACGAGGCGGUCUGCGACUCGACCUACAGCGAAGCCGAGUCGGCGGCUGCGGAGGUGCUGGACCUGCCUCUGCCCAGCUACUUCCGAUCCCGGAGCCACAGCUACCUCCGCGCCAUCCAGGCGGGCUGCUCCCAGGAGGAGGACACGGGCUCCGUCCGCUCCAUCUCCCCGCCCCAGACGGGCAGCCUCAGCGGCAGCAGGACCCUGCCCACCAACAGCAGUUCAUCAUGCCUAGUGGCAUAUAAAAAGACUCCACCUCCUGUCCCACCGCGGACCACAUCAAAGCCGUUCAUCUCUGUCACUGUGCAGAGCAGCACUGAAUCGGCCCAGGACACCUACCUGGACAGCCAGGACCACAAGAGUGAGGUGACCAGCCAGUCAGGGCUCAGCAAUUCCUCGGACAGCUUGGACAGCACCAGGACACCCAGUGUGACGAGGGGGAGCGUCGUGACUCCAGCCAGAGACACUCCAGAGUUACCUCAGAAAAAUGCAACUUUGAAAAGUGACAAAGGGACUCUGACUAGCGAAGAGCCUAAAGUGGAGAAUAUCCCCAAAAGAAAGCUGUCGUCUAUAGGCAUACAAGUUGACUGCCUUCAGCCAGUGGCAAAAGAGGAGCCUCCUCCACCAGCCACCAAAUUCCAGUCCAUCGGGGUACAGGUAGAGGACGAGUGGCGAAACAGCCACUCUCGCAGCAUGUCCUCCAAACAGGACACAGACUCUGACACACAGGAGCCCAAUAACUCCAACUGUAAAUCAUCUGAGAGAAGCCUCGCUGAGUGCCCCCAGCACAACUCCAUUGGUGUUGAUGCCACCACCAGGCAACCAGCCAAGCCCUCGCAGAUUAAGAGAAACCUCUCCUAUGGAGAAAACAACGACCCAGCCCUGGAGCCUUCUUCCCUUCCUCCUCCUGACCCCUGGCUCGAGACCUCCACGUCGCCAUCAGAGCCCACGCAGCCCGGGGCCUGCCGGCGGGAUGGGUUCUGGUUCCUGAAGCUGCUGCAGGCAGAGACAGAGCGCUUGGAAGGCUGGUGCCGUCAGAUGGACCAGGAGACCAAAGAGAACAAUCUCUCUGAGGAAGUCUUAGGAAAAGUCCUGAGUGCAGUGGGCAGUGCACAAUUACUAAUGUCACAGAAGUUCCAGCAAUUCCAUGGCCUCUGUGAACAAAACUUGAACCCUAAUGCCAAUCCCAGACCCACAGCCCAGGAUUUGGCUGGAUUUUGGGAUCUCCUUCAGUUGUCCAUUGAAGACAUCAGCAUGAAGUUUGAUGAACUGUACCACCUGAAAGCAAAUAGCUGGCAAUUGGCAGAGACACCAGAGAGAAAGGAAGAGAAGAAACCACCCCCUCCAGUGCCAAAGAAGCCGGCCAAGUCCAAAUCACAGCUGAACCGGGACAAAGGCUCCGACUCGGACAGGCAGCGGCAGGAGGCGCGGAAACGGCUGAUGGCAGCCAAGCGCGCGGCGUCGGUGCGGCAGAACUCGGCCACGGAGAGCGCCGACAGCAUCGAGAUCUACGUCCCCGAGGCACAGACCCGCCUCUGAGCCACGGGCGGAGCACGGCACCGGGUGGGUUUUGUAAGUCAUUAAAAAGGAAAAAAAAGGUUCUCUUGAAACUAGUGUGAUUUAUUCAGUCUAGAGACAAUGAGCCAUCCUUGAAAAGGGCUCCUGAGUUGGCUUUUUUCUCUCAGCUUUAAGUAAUGAAGAUUUUAACAAAAAAAAAAAAGAAAAAAAAAAAAGAAAAGAAAAAAAUACCCCUCGUUUUCUCCCUGGCUGUGGUGUCGCUGAGUGGACUGGACAGACUCCUGGGAACUCCAGCCCCUCGACCUGGAACUUCAGUCUUUUUACUUGUUCUAUCUCAUGAAAAUUAUUAGCUUGUUUACAAGAAGAGGACAAGAAAACAUGAAGCCUUGAGCACUUGCCAUGCUGUAUUCUUUCUUCUCCUUAGAUCUGUUUUGCCCUUCUCAUCCUUUAUUUUUCCUUCCCCCUGCUCCCUUUUUCCCACCCUUUGCAUGGCUUCAGUUCCCGUGUUCCAAACCCCCCUUCCUGCAGAGAACACCCAUUGGUGUGUACUCCUGCUGCACUCUGCCAGCCAGCAGCCUUCCUCAGGGUUUGUGUUCCUUGGGAUGGGAUAUUGGGGUGGGCAAGGACUAGGGGCGGGGGGUUGUAUCCUCUGUUUAUGGGAGGGAGAAGAUGCUGGGGCCUGUAGAAUGUGCAGAGGGGUUGAAAUGCAGCCCAGAAGCAAACGUGCAAUAACCUGGCAAAGGGGGAAGGGACAGUGAGCAACUGAUCCUGAGAGCUGGACCUUCCUCCAGGCAUAGGAGCGGAGCUGAAGGACCACAGAGCACGAACCACAUCACUUCGAUUUUUCUUCUCAUCCCUUUCCCAAGUUACCUCCCUUGACUUGCUUGUUGAGAAAGAAGCUGCUGCACUGGGGGACCUGUUUGAGUGGGUGGGGCCGGGGGAGGGCAGGGGAGCAUCCUGGUGCUGGGGUGGGUGAUCUGUGUGUACAGAGAGGGGGGCAGGGGCGGCCACCGGCCUGUACGAUGUGUACAUAUGCACAUAUACACUUAGUAGUACCUGUAUAGUAAUUCCUACACACGUAUACCUGCCCAUGCACACCAUGCAGGUGGGACACACCUGGGUGAGGGUGGGCUGAUGUAUAGCAUAUAUUUUUACAUGUACUAUAUCUAGAUGUGUGUAAAAGUGUGUGUAAAAAUAUAUACCCUGUGUGUAAGCAGAUGCCUAUUUUUUCCUUAUCUCCCUGCUCUCUGGGUAGAGGAAGGAUUGCUAAAUAUUUUUUAGCCCGUUUUUCCCUUUGUAUGUCUCCUUUUCUGGCUUCUCGGAGCCAGAGCUGCCACUACGUGAUUCUUUGCCACCCCCUCCCACUAAAGGUUUUUGUCCCAUCCUGAGGGAUCUUGCUGGGGAUUUUUUUUUCUUCACAUGUUUGAACAAGUUGGGAGAUUGUAUGCUACUGUCAUGGGGGUGGAGGUGGAAUCCCAGAGGUUUCAGUGAGAGUGUUGGUGAUCCAGAAGGCAAAAAUUAAAUAAAAGUGAAAUCCUGAA